This is a messenger RNA of Penicillium angulare, 2256 nucleotides long. Its product is annotated as putative C6 transcription factor. Bases 1 to 2256 code for a protein of 751 amino acids. Gene Ontology annotation, biological process: regulation of DNA-templated transcription; DNA-templated transcription. Gene Ontology annotation, molecular function: DNA binding; zinc ion binding; DNA-binding transcription factor activity, RNA polymerase II-specific. The record is from RefSeq and is a predicted model, not a curated record. Gene Ontology annotation, cellular component: nucleus. NCBI's taxonomy places the organism in Eukaryota, Fungi, Ascomycota, Eurotiomycetes, Eurotiales, Aspergillaceae. The transcript has 6 exons.
AUGUCCGACUCAGUCACUGACCCGGACCCGCUCGCUGCGGAGUCCGCGGGGACAGGGAAGAAGCGAACUCGCGUACAGUUCUCAUGCACAGCAUGUCGCUUCAGAAAAUUGAAAUGUUGCCGUACCUAUCCCUGCAUCAACUGUAAGAAGCGUGGUGAGGCUGGAUCAUGUACUUUCGUCGGUCGCGGACCGCGAGCCAAAGCCCAGCAUGGGCGAGCAAGUCCAACACUUGUGCAAGAUCGCCUCCAGCACUUGGAGAAUUUAGUCAUGUCAUUAGCGCAACAACAGAAACCUGAGAGUGAAAGUUUUAAUUUCAAUACUGAGCCACAUGAGACUCUCGUUGGCUACGAUACUCCCCCAUCCAUGAACGACCGUGUCACGAAGUCAUCGCCCCAUGAUACAGGUACUUUGGUCGUUGAUGAUGAGGGUACUAAUUAUAUUGAUAGUGCAAACUGGCGCGCUAUCCUAGAAGAGAUCAAUGGAGUCAGGGAAUACUUGGAUGAACAGGAAGAGAACUCCGAUAGUGAUGGAAUCGUAAAGGCGCCUUUCGAAAAUUGUUCUCCAGUUCUUCUACUUGGUAUUUCCAAACCAGUAACAAAACAAGAAAUCCUUGGGGAUAUCCCGUCGCGAAUGGUCGCUGACCGUCUCGUUUCGCGUUUCCUGAAAUCAUCUGAGCCCUCAUUAAUCGUUAUCCAUGUGCCAACAUUUCUGAAGGAAUAUGAGCGCUUUUGGAUCAAUCCGCAUGAAAUGUCAUUCACAUGGAUUGCAUUGUUAUAUGCCAUCAUGGCCCUUGCAGUUUCCUCGCACCAUCGCAGCGAGGAGCCUCUUCCAAUGAAAUCAGUGGACACAAUCAGCAUUUGGGAUGUUUUCAGGCGGCGAACAGCUCAGUGCCUGGUGCAAUCGAACUACUUGACCCCUGGCAAGUAUAAGGUCAAUGCGCUCUUUGUCUACGCAAUCACCGAGUUAUAUCGCAGUCAGGAUGGACAAAUAGGCGUAUCCCACAUAUUAAGUAUUGCCAUUCGACUUGCAAUGCGCAUGGGCUAUCACCGCGACCCAAGUCAUUACCCCAGCCUAUCUCCGUUUGAUGGAGAAAUGCGUCGGCGAAUGUGGGCCUUGCUAUGUCAACUCGACGUCCUGGUUUCGUUUCAAAAUGGUCUUCCUCGAACUAUUCAGCCUUAUUACCAAGAUGCUCAGUUGCCGUCUAACUUGCUGGACACUGAUUUUGAUGAGAAUACUGUUCAGCUACCACCAUGUCGACCAGCCGAAGACAGAACUCCCUGUUCCUAUACCCGAGCCAAAGGGCGUCUGAUGGAUGUGUUUGGACAAAUAUGCGACUCGGCCUACAGACGAGACCCAGUCUCAUAUGAAGAAAUUAUGGCGAUGAAUAAUCGACUUGAAGUAGCGCACGGUCAGCUACCUGCUUUCCUUCAAGUUCGAACGAUGGCCGAAUCUAUGGGAGAGCAAACCAACAUAAUACUGGCCAGGUAUACUCUCGAUUUGAUUUACCAGAAAUCACGCAUAGUUCUGCAUCGCCGUUACAUCACUGAAAGGCAGGGUACAUAUGCCAAUUCGCGAAAUAUCUGCAUUAGUGCUGCCAGUGCAUCAUUGCGGCAUCACAAAGAUCUUUGGAGCGAGAGCUUACCCGGUGGCCAACUUUAUAAAGAGCGAUUCCUUCUGAACUCUCUUCAGAACACUGAUUUUAUGCUUUCCGCUAUGAUUCUUUGUCUAGCACCAUUACAAAACAAGAACGAUGCGAACACUACCCCGGCUCAAAUUAAAGAGCAGAGACAGCUACUCUGUCUUUUGGAAAGUACUCACAAGAUUUUCAAGCGGACACGGCGCUCUCCAGAUACUCAGCGGGCAUUUAUUGCUUUAAGCAUUAUGCUUAGUCGAGUCAAAGGCUGUAGUGUUGAGAGCCUGACAUCAAAUUUAGAAGAGCUAGAAGACGAUCCAUACCAUUUAUUACCGAACCCAGCGACAGGCGAACCGCAACAGCCAACGCUAUCACCGGAUAAUAUGCAGGCCGCCGCCAUGCUUACAGACACUUCUCAAACGCCUUCCUAUUCAUCUCUCGAUGUGAUCAAUGAAAUGCUUAGCAUGCCUUCUGAAUUGGACUGGCGGAUGUAUGACAGCAGAAUGUACGGAUUUUCCACAGCACAGGACAAUAUGUGGACUCCAGAGCCAUCAGAGCCUACUCCAAUUCUGGAUUUUUCAAUGCCUCUCGAUUUCCAAAUGGAUGGGUAUCAGCCUCAGUAG